This is a messenger RNA of Panicum hallii, 1592 nucleotides long. Its product is annotated as pyruvate dehydrogenase E1 component subunit beta-3, chloroplastic. The record is from RefSeq and is a predicted model, not a curated record. Lineage: Eukaryota; Viridiplantae; Streptophyta; Magnoliopsida; Poales; Poaceae. Gene Ontology annotation, biological process: pyruvate decarboxylation to acetyl-CoA. The coding region runs from base 224 to 1417 and encodes 397 amino acids. Gene Ontology annotation, molecular function: pyruvate dehydrogenase (acetyl-transferring) activity. The transcript is spliced from 4 exons.
CGCGGAGGACUACCUCUCCCUACUCCGCCCACCCCACCUCGCCGCCGAGAGGAAGCUGCUCCUUGCCUCGCCUCGUGCUCUCCGCCUUCCCCGCCUCGCUUCCUCCUCCGCGCGCCCUUCGCCGAGGCGCCAGCGAGAGCCUAUAAAGCGCCCCCACCGUCGCCACCGCCAGCCCGCCGCUGCUACCCCCUCUGCGAGCGCGACACGAGACGGGACGGGACCAAUGGCGGCCGCUGCUGCGUCCUCCACGCUGCACGGCGUCGGCGCCGUCGCCUCCCCCAAGCCCAGAUCCGCCGCCCCAGCGGCGGCGAGGAGGAGCGCGCGCGUGGCCGCCGUGGCGGCGAAGGGAGGAGCGGGCCCGGCGCGAGGCAGGCUGGUGGCUCGCAACGCCGUUGCAGCGAAGGCGGAUGAGGCGGCCGCGGCGGCGGGAUCCAAGUCUGGCGGCCAUGAGGUGCUGAUGUUUGAGGCCCUUCGUGAAGCCUUGAUAGAAGAGAUGAAUUUGGACCCAACGGUGUGUGUCAUGGGUGAAGAUGUUGGUCACUAUGGAGGUUCAUACAAGGUGACCAAGGGCUUGGCUGAGAUGUUUGGAGAUCUCCGAGUUCUUGAUACUCCUAUUGCUGAGAACUCUUUCACUGGCAUGGGGGUUGGAGCAGCAAUGAAGGGGCUCAGGCCUGUUGUUGAAGGCAUGAACAUGGGUUUCCUUCUCCUUGCCUACAAUCAGAUCUCGAACAACUGUGGUAUGCUCCACUACACUUCAGGUGGUCAGUUCAAGAUCCCAAUUGUGAUCCGAGGCCCUGGUGGUGUUGGUCGUCAGCUCGGUGCAGAGCACUCACAGCGUCUUGAGUCGUACUUCCAGUCAAUCCCCGGCCUUCAAAUGGUUGCUUGCUCUACUCCUUACAAUGCUAAGGGCCUGAUGAAGGCAGCCAUAAGGAGUGAGAACCCUGUGGUGCUAUUUGAGCACGUCCUCCUGUACAACCUGAAGGAGAAAAUCCCUGAUGAGGAAUACAUCUGCUGCCUGGAGGAGGCUGAGAUGGUGCGCCCAGGUGAGCACGUGACCAUCCUCACGUACUCCCGCAUGAGGUACCACGUGAUGCAGGCCGCCAAGACCCUGGUGAACAAAGGGUACGACCCCGAGGUCAUCGACAUCAGGUCGCUGAAGCCGUUCGAUCUGCACACGAUCGGGAACUCGAUCAAGAAGACCCACCGCGUGCUGAUCGUGGAGGAGUGCAUGCGGACGGGCGGCAUCGGCGCCAGCCUGAGGUCCGCCAUCAUCGACAACUUCUGGGACUACCUGGAUGCCCCCAUCAUGUGCCUUUCGUCGCAGGACGUGCCGACCCCGUACGCCGCGACCCUGGAGGACGCCACCGUGGUGCAGCCUGCGCAGAUCGUGGCGGCAGUGGAGCAGAUUUGCCAAUGAUCGCAGCAUCACGACAUUGCUAAGUUACAUUGUUUGUCGAUUCGUAAACACCAUGUGCUGUUUGUUUUGCCGUGUAGUGACACUUUUUGUGGUGUAGACAUAUGUUCUAUUUCUCUAACGGUGCAUAUUUUGCAAGAUUUGAUGCCCUGUAUUGGAUGCUGGUCCUUGUUCUCCA